CUCGAUUUCCCGCCAGACGAAUUGGCGCGAAACUCAAGCCUCUCUCUAAUCUCUUCUUCUUGGUAGAACUAGCCCUAGAUCUCCCUUCCCGCCUUUCUCCACCAUUGGAGUGACCUGCUUCUCUCCGCCCUUUGAUCGCUCUACUUCUCCGUCGUUUCUCAACCUUGCCGCCGCCGAUCCUGAGAGUCUCAUCACUGGAGAAGUAUUAUCCUGGUUUUAUUAGAGGAAGAGUCCAAUGGAGUUGCGAAGUUUCUGUCAUUUGCAUUAUAUCCAUGCCAUUAAAGGCGGCGUAGUAAAUAAAAUUUUGAACAUCAACCGUGGAAAGCCUGCAGUCGUAUUUAAGAAGCUUACUGACAUAUAUGGAUCUAUAGAUGACGAAGCCCGAGAACCACUCCCAACACGAGGGUCAAGAGAAGGUCUGGAAGAAAAUACUCUUCAUGGAUGUGAGUUUAAGGUGGAUUCCCAAGUUCUUUACGCGGAAAGAACACUAUGCAAUGAUGAGCCCGAGAUUUCUGAUUCUGACAGUAAAGGUGAUAGUGACGUGCAAAAGAGUGAUUUUGAAGUUGAUAGCAUGACUUUAAAACAGAUAAUGGAAGGUUGCAAGAAAAGAAAGUUGAGCCAGUCAAGAUCCGUUGACUCAAGUAAGGAAAAAACGAAGACAUGUUUCAAACAAAAACUUGAUCAUUCAUUCAUGUUAACCGAGGAGGAUGAUAGUGAUCUUAAUAUAGCGCUUAGCAUCUGGAAAUCUAAACUUUCAAAACGCAGAAAAUUGAAAACCAAAUGUGAAGAAAGCAGAAUAUCUACCAGUUCACAGUGGGACCAAACAAUUGGAAGUUCCGACCCAACCGAUAGUGAUGAAGAUCUGCUUCCCUCUGGUUCAAACCUACCCCUACCAGUAGACGUUAAAGUUGAAACUCCUGAAAUCGAUGUGACAGAAAUCCAGAACACAAACCACACAAUCGAAGAGUGUUCUCUAUUUUGUGAUGAAAAUAUAAACUUUUGUCUCAGUUAUGGUCCUGUUGGACCUAAUGAUUUAAAUUUAGAUAUAGGAUUGACAGCAUCUGAGAAAGAAGCUGAAUAUUGUGUUCUAAACAGUGCAUGUUAUGAAUAUUUUGAAGGAUAUGAACCCGGAACUUUUCAGAUGGUAGGGGAAUCCAGCACCAAGUGGAUGAAUGAAGAUAAACUGGAGGUACACAAAACCCAUCAUUCAGAUUUUUCUGCAUCAGAGAGCAUGAAGGGACAAUAUACCCCAAGUUAUAUAUCCAAUUCUAGUAUAUCAGAAGCUAUUCCCUUGACUAAGGAACAGUGCUCUGGCUCUUAUAUUUCCCCAGAUAAUUCUAUUACAAACGUGGCCAUGUGUCAGAAUAGCAGCAAAGGUAUGUCAGAAGUAAUUGCUCUGACCGAGGAACAGUGCUGCGACACUUAUAUUUCAGAAGGCAAACCUCUUACACACGAGGCCACAUGCCUCAAUAAUGGUGAAGGCUCUACUCAUAUGCAUGCAUUGACCAAUCUGAAUAGCCUGGAAGCACCAGAGAUGAGUCAUGGAGCUGAAGUAUGUUUAACUGAGAAUAGUUAUAAAGAUGAGUUGGCAGUUGAUGAUGAAAGAAGUAUUCCAAAAAAAUCUAGCUGUGAUAGUAACUUAAGCCCCGACCAUGGAAAAUGUAUUUCAACAAGUUCUAUCAGUGAUCGUAACUCAGGUUCUGAUCAGCGUUUGAUAUCUGAUGACGAAUGUCCAGCUAAGGAGAGACAACCACAAAUGUCUGAUUGCUCCGAUUCAGAAAGAAAUACUUCACCAAACUCUCAUCUCGAUGGUUCUGUGGACAAAUUUAAUCAAUUUGAAGAACCUAAACGCCAUCCAACAAGGCUGUUAUCAACAAGAACGACCAUUUCCCCAACAUCUCAGGAAAGAUUGUCCAAGGCUAUGAAGUCUAUGCGGUUACAUGACAAAGAAUGCAAAACAUAUGGUGUCAAACCACAUUUCAAGCAAACCAAGUACGCGGUUGGCGCAGCUGAAGAGUGUGACCAGACAAAACAAGUGCACUCCGAUAUAUAUCAAGAGAAAAAUAUAAGGAAAUCUAAGAAGAGAAGUUUCCAUUCAUCGAGCACCACCAAAGUUCCUCAAGCUACGGUCCAAAAUUGUUCAGAGAGUGCAAUUACAUUCACACAAAGGCAAAUGCAGGACAUAGAAUGUCUUGCUCUGAAACUUACCAGUCAGUUAAAGUCAAUGAAAGCAAUUGUAGAAGACAGACUUCAUGUUGAAGGCAACAAAUCUACAAGUUUCAAGUUUAACGCAGAUGAGGUGAGAACAGCCAUUGCUGAUGCCACAAAAGCGGAAACAAGUGCUAAAAAAUGGCUUUCGAUUAUGUCAAGGGAUUGCAACCGCUUUUGUAAAAUAAUGAAUACAACCGAGCACUAUUCAAAUGCUUCUCCAGCUGCAAUCCAGAAGGCGAAGAGGAAGGUUACAUUUGCUGAUGAAGCUGGUGGAAAGCUUUGUGAAGUUAGGUUGAUUGAGGACGACGUCAAUGCCGAGUCUUCUGCCGAAAUGAGUCCAGAAAAUUGUGAAACAGCCCAGUAACUUUCGGAAGCAUACCUACUUGUAUACUAAUUUUUAACUUAUACUAAAUCAUCUUUCGUUGUAAAUUCCCAUGUCUCGUUUAAUGGAGUUCAGCCUAAGUUUUCUGA
Messenger RNA from Cucumis melo (muskmelon), 2682 nucleotides. RefSeq lists its product as uncharacterized. The transcript has 6 exons. The record is from RefSeq and is a predicted model, not a curated record. Bases 236 to 2575 code for a protein of 779 amino acids. NCBI's taxonomy places the organism in Eukaryota, Viridiplantae, Streptophyta, Magnoliopsida, Cucurbitales, Cucurbitaceae.